This is a messenger RNA of Spathaspora passalidarum NRRL Y-27907, 625 nucleotides long. It is a transcript of the gene RIM1, whose product is annotated as Rim1p. The record is from RefSeq and is a predicted model, not a curated record. The coding region runs from base 45 to 452 and encodes 135 amino acids. Gene Ontology annotation, molecular function: single-stranded DNA binding. The transcript has a single exon. NCBI's taxonomy places the organism in Eukaryota, Fungi, Ascomycota, Pichiomycetes, Serinales, Debaryomycetaceae.
AUAUUCUCUCUUUAUACCAAUUGAAGUAUUUAUACAAGUCAAUCAUGUUGAGAUCAUUUACCCGUUCGCUUUCAUCAACCGCUCCAAGAUUUAACUUUGCUAGAGCUAGCUUUGUUGGAACAGUAGGUCAUUCUGAAAUUAAGACUUCCGAAAAAGGUGUGAAAUACGCCAAAUACUCCCUUGCUGUCCACAGAUACCCAAAAGACAGAGAACCAGAAACCGAAUGGUUCAAUAUUACUGCAUUUGACCGUGUAGAUAGCUUAGAAAAGGUGUUGAGACCAGGUAACUUGAUGCACGUAGAAGCUCAUAUCCAAACUACCAAGCUUAUUGACGAAGACAACAAAGCUCUGUUUCAUACCAAUUACGUCCAACGUAGUUACGAUGUUCUUAGAUUUGGCAGAAGGCCAGAACAAGCUGAAGAUGCUGAAUCUGAAGAACAAGGUCACGAAUAAUCUAAAUGUUAUUAGUUAUUGAACUGUUGUUUUUGUAUUAUUACUACAAGUGUUCUGCGUAUACCCCCGUUGACAAGGUUACUUGUUGAUUUUGAAUCAUGGAAGUUGAUACUGGGUUGAUUUUGAUUUUAAUCUUUUAGCUUUCAUUAUAUGUUUUAAUUCAAGCUUUUUUU